Messenger RNA from Ostrea edulis (European flat oyster), 2369 nucleotides. RefSeq lists its product as uncharacterized. NCBI's taxonomy places the organism in Eukaryota, Metazoa, Mollusca, Bivalvia, Ostreida, Ostreidae. Gene Ontology annotation, molecular function: DNA-binding transcription factor activity. The transcript has 8 exons. Bases 342 to 1592 code for a protein of 416 amino acids. The record is from RefSeq and is a predicted model, not a curated record.
AAUUUAAGGUAAAUCAUGGUCUCUUGUUUAGAAAAAAAUAAACGAUGAAGCAAUACAUUUUUCCACUCUUGGUGAAAUCAAUGAUAAGAUCUUUUAAUUUAUUGUUAAUCUUCAAUUUAUUUGAUGCGUGCAACAAUUCAAUUAACGAUGUCUUCAAAAUAAUUAAUGAUAUCUUCAAUGGCCUACAUUUUUGCAGUUACUCCCCUUACACCGGAAGUUGGGGGCGCGCUUACGAUUGAGGUCCUAAGCUUCACAUAAAUAGUAUUAACAAAUAGCGUAUAGUAAAGCUUACGUUACCAAAUUCUUUAGUAUACCAAGUUUUAACAGGUUGUAAUAUAUCUAUGACAAAACAAGGUUUAAUUUCUUGGAUUUUAUGGAGAAAACUUUUUAAAGGUGACCAUCCAGUCCCAAAGAAACGUAAAAAGUUACUCCAGGCUUCAAAGAAAAAAGGAUGUCAGGCCAAGAUAAUCAUGAAAGAUGUUGUAUUCUUCCAUGACUAUCAGGUGCAGAAAAACACAGAAAAACUGAAAAGAAAAGCAAGUGAACAUCUGAGGGAUGACAUUUCAGACGUUCCUGACAAAAUAAAAAAACAGAGACGGAUUUAUAUCUUGCUUCCAAGGAGUGAAGAUCACGAGUCAACACAUCUUACCGGACAACUUGCAGGCUUCAUGAAUCCUCUGUCCAAGGAAGUUCGAGAUAAACUUGGUGAACUUGUUGGGCAUGGUGUAACAAGUGUUUCAGAGAUGCGAAGACAUUUGCAUGUGUAUGUUGAUACCUUGCUCUUUAAAGAUAUUAAGCGUCCUGCAUUGUCCGAUGCUGCCUACUAUCCAACAGACGAAACAAUCAGGACACACAUCUACCUUGCCCAGCUGAGGUUGAGAUACUCAAGGAUAGAUCAAGAAAAUCUCCUGCAAAAGGUAGCAGAGUGGCAAGACAAUUAUCCAAAGGAUAAUUUCAUCUUUAUGCCUGCCUCUGACUCUGCACCAACUGACAGAGAUAUUUUGAGGAACAUAGAUUGUGUGGAGCAAGAUGAUGAUGAUGAGGUCUAUCCUCAAAUACAGACAGCAGAGACAACAGAAUUUUUCUUCUGUCACCAGAGUGAAUUUCAACGUCAUCUAUUGUACAGGUAUGGAAAUUCCCUGUGCUUGCUAGAUGCAACCUACAGAACCACAGAGUAUGCAUUGCCACUGUUUUUCCUUGCUGUCAAAACCAACAUAGGGUACAGUGUAGUGGCUGAAUUUAUUGUUCAGCACGAGAUGAAGAGAUCAAUAAUGCAAGGCCUACAGACAAUAAAAACUUGGCUCCAUAAUGCACCAGACAAGCCAGCAGAGUGGUACUGGGAACCCAAGUUUUUCAUGACAGAUUUCUGUGAAAGAGAAAUUGUUGCAAUUGAGGAAAUUUUUCCUGAAAGCUUUGUUUUUAUCUGUGAUUUUCACAGAGAACAAAGCUGGAUUAGAUGGGUCAGCAAGACAGACAACGGUCUUACUGAUUGCAAAGAUCGCGUGCUGGGAAUGCUGAGGAGAUGUGCUCAUGCAUCAUCAGAAAAGGAGUACACAGAGGCCAUCAUGAACUUGCAAAGUUCCGAUAUUUGAUCCCACGGCACAACAUGAGCAAUCCCCUGACAAUGGAGGUACUAGAACAACACCAACAUGACAUUCCCCGCCAGCAGCGGAAGUCAUCAACCAAGCCGGACGGCACCGACAGCACGGCCCCCGGCCUGACCGGACCGAACUUCCGGCGGAUGUCCCGGAUAGAACCGCGGCCUAGUAUUCAGUACGGCAUGGCGGGCAGACGACCAUCCCAAGCCUCGCGCCGGACCAGCGUAUCCGGAACCUCACAAGGAACCAAACAUCACGCGAUUCCUGUCAAGCUCCAAAAUACAUACCGGAUGCACCCCAAAACUAAGGAAAAAUUCGACGCCAGCUCUGUAGAGAAAAUGAUGAAAGGUGUUCUUGAAUCCUAUCUGGACGGGGAAACGUACGAGCACAAAAUGUGUGCUAAUUUAGCUCAAAAUCUAUCGGACGUCAUUAAAUCGCGUGUGAAAGACUUGGGUUUCCAUAGAUACAAGUUGGUGUGCAAUGUCUUGAUUGGUGAGAAUGUCCGCCAGGCCGUCAUGAUGACUAGCAGGUGCUUGUGGAACAGUGAGACGGACAACUUUGCCCAGGCCCAAUUUAGCAAAGGAAAAUUGUAUGCCAUAGCAACCGUGUUUGCAACAUACUUCGAGUGAGCCCAAUCUGCUGGCGUGAUUCCCGUGCAAUGAAGUGUGCUAACAUUAGAUUAUUUAAUGUAUUGUUUAGGUUCAUGUAUCAGGAUGUUUUCUUCUCCAAUACUGAGUGACAGCGCAAUAAUAAAAUGAAUGUUUCAUAUAA